AAAAUCCCUCUCAGGUCCACGCAAGUCCUUUUUUUCAGUAAGCGCCUGUAACGACAUGGACCUGAAUUUUUACGCGGACCUUUCGGAUGACACCGGACAACCCGGCGACCCCGAGUUCCUUGACUCGCAGCCUUUUAACGGAUUUGACGUCGGCAGUAAGUUUCCAGGAGGGGGUGACAACUACCUGGCCAUCACCGGAGAGGGCCAUCAUCCCUUCCUCUCCUCCUCUGAGUCCCUCUCUCUCUCUCACCUGCAGACAUUCCACACUCCCAGCCUGGGCGAUGAGGAGUUUGAAAUCCCGCCCAUCUCGCUCGACCCGGACACGGCGCUGGGCGUGUCCGACUUUGGCGAGCUGUCGGACGGCGGCGCCGGCAACGCGGUGGUCGGGGGCGACGAUCCCUCGUUCGCCUCCACCUUCGUCAGCAACCCCUCGCAGGGCCUGGAGCACCUUACCCUCGGGGUGAUGGGGCAGCAAAGUGGUGGCACACUGCUGGGGUCUACCCUGGGCAUGGACCUUGGCCACUCGAUUGGCUCCCAGUUCAGUAGCUCCUCACCCGUGACCAUAGACGUCAUGAGCGACAUGAACCACGGGCUCCUUGGACACAACCAGCUGACCACAAUAGACCAAUCAGAGCUCAGUGCGCAGCUGGGGCUCAGCCUUGGGGGCGGGACCAUCAUGCCCCGCUCGCAGUCACCUGACCAGCCCCUCUCAGCCAAUGCCUCGCCAGCGGAGUCGCUCCAAGAUGACGACAUGGAUGACUUCCGGCGGAGCGUUUUGGUCGACUCUCCAGUGUCACUCUCGGUCUCCCCGGCGGUCAUCUCGCUGAGCCCCUCGCUUUCGGACUCGCCCUCGGGCUCGGCCGCCUCCAGCGGGCUCCCGACCCUGGCGCGCCGCGGCGGGAUGGGCACCGGGGCAGGAGCCGGGGGCAAGAAGGGCAAGAAGAAGAAGGACCCCAACGAGCCGGUGAAGCCGGUGUCGGCCUACGCGCUCUUCUUCCGGGACACGCAGGCGGCCAUCAAGGGCCAGAACCCCAACGCGUCGUUCGGGGAGGUGUCCAAGAUCGUGGCCUCCAUGUGGGACAGUCUGGGAGAGGAACAGAAGCAGGUAUACAAGAGGAAAACAGAAACUGCUAAAAAAGAGUACCUCAAAGCACUGGCAGCUUACCGAGCCAAUCAACUUUCUCAACCCACCAUCGAGGUGUUGGACAGCGCGCCGUCUCCGCCUCCCGCCGCCCCGGAGCCCUCGCCUCCUCCGUCGGCCCCCACCCGCUCCGCCCGCAUCCCCCACCACGCGCCCGACAACAACACCAUCACCAACAUCUGCACCUCCAACAUCAUCCUGGACCUGCCGCAGGUCACGACCCGCUCGCGCACGGGUGCCCACAAACCAACUCCCGCGCCCGCCCCCGCCCCCGCACCUACUACUGCCACCACCUCCACCCCUCCUCCAGCCGUUAACAAGAUAAUCAUCUCUAGGCAGGCGCUGGUGAUGGCGGCUGGGUCACCGGGGGCGACGGCGGGCGCCCGGCUACCGCCUCCGCUCCAGCAGAUGCAGCAGAAGUCCACGCCGCCGCCCCCGCGCCUACAGCAGGCGCCGCCCCCUCUGCAGGCCAAGCCCCGGGCGCCGGCGGGCACCUCCGCGUCCUCGUCUUCCUCCUCGAUGGCGACGGCGCCCCCGCCGCCGCUCCAGAUCAAGAUCGUGCCGGCCUCGCUGCAGACGGACACGCCCAUCAUCGUGUCGGCGGGGGAGGGCGCCGGCAGCGCUUCCGUUUCCUCGCCGCCGCCGCCGCGCUCGGGUUCGCCCACCCCCGCCAUGGCAGUGGAGAUGGCGCAGCCCGCCGCCAUAGUGACUGCUUGUUCGCCCUCUGCGGCCGAAGAGGUUGGAGAGUCAGAAGAAGGGAUGGAGGUUGAGUUGAGCGUGUCCCCUGGUCCGGACAUGGCAGCCCCAGGGACGGCCAGCGUGUGUGUGAGGGCGGGCUGUAACAACCCACCAGUGGAGAGCAAAGACUGGGACCGCGAGUAUUGCAGCAACGAGUGUGUAGCCACUCACUGCAGGGAUGUGUUCAUGGCCUGGUGUGCCAUUCGUGGACAAAACUCCACCACUGUGACAUAGGUACCGGCGGCUGGACUGUGUGUGUGUGUGUGUGUGUGUGUGUGUGUGAGAGAGAGAGUAUGGGUUUGCUUUUGGGUUUGGGUUUGGGUGGGUCCUGAAUGGGUCCUGAAUGAACCAGGCUCACAUGAUCCACACUGGUCCUCUGCAAUCUGCAUUUACCUGCAUUUGGGAAGACACAGCGAGAAUUUUGCCACGCUGUGGACGAAGGAGUGGUCAGGACAGAUGUUAAAAGAUAAUCAAUAUUUUCUAUUUUGUGAAAUUUAUGUUUUAUUUUCUGGUGCUGUUGUCAUUAUGCAUUUCAAAACAGACACACACACACACACACGCACACACACACACACACACACACAUACACACACACACACUCCAUCUCACCCUCACAUGUGCAUCAAUUUACAAACUUGUUUUUUCGCUACCUACUUGAUCCAUAACAAAGAAAAGCCAAUAGGAAAUGGGUGACUGUAGAUUUUAGUAACAACUUAUUUGCUUGAAGGAGUAAGUGUGUAAAAUGAAUGAGUGAGGGAAUGAAUGGAUGGGUGGAUGGAUGGAUAGAUAGAUUGAUUAGUGGAUGGAUGAUGGAUAUGUAGAGUAGACUGUCUGAAACUUUUUUGUCUUAGGGAUGAGCAAAAUGUUUUAACAACAUUUGUGUGGCAGAAUGUCCUCAGUUACAUCAUUCUAUGGAGCUGGAUUUUACUUUCAGGCUUGUUUUUUUUUGAAGAAGAAGAAGAAGAAGAAGAAAUCCAUUUUGUGGUGGAUUUGACUAUAUGGAAAAAGAACACACUUUUAAAUCAAACACAUUUAAAUGUCUACAGUACAUACAGUUACGUCACGGCAGCAUACCAGUGUACUUGUGAAUGCAUCAGCAUUUUUUAAAGGGAGGCAUGGACAAUUAAGCUAUUUUGUACCUUUUUGAAGUGACAUCCUUCAUCACUGUACAUGAACCAGAUACCAUGAUACAUGUAUAUUUUUAAAUGAGGAAAAAAAGAAACAAACACUCAAAUAUUUUUAGCAAUGUUGUAAUGGAUCCUGUUUGCCAGGAAAGAAAUAAUUUUCAUUAACCCGGUGUCCUUUGCUGGGGAAAAGGAAACUUUUGGAGUCACGUCUAUUGCAAGGAACCUGCAAGUGACACUUCCUGACAUGCUCACAGAGCUAACUUUUCCUUACUCCUGACUUUUGAAUGGAUUUAACAGAAGAGCGGGAAUUACAUCUCAACACGUUCCCAAAUUAAUAAAUUAAAAAAAAGUCUAUGAUCAAAAGCUACUGUUUUUGGUGGGGUUUAUUUCAAAAUGCAUCUGUUUUCAGUAACCUCUCAAAAAUGAUUGUACGAAUGUAAUCUGUUAAAGGAAUUUAUUUAUUUAGUGUUUUUGGGGGAUCAAUGACAAACUACAUUACAGAUCUACAGUUCAGGUGGGAAUUGGCAAAAAUGCUAUUGCGAUAUUUUGGCCACAAUACGAUAUUAUUGCGAUUCUUAAAGAAGACAUAUAAUGGAUGAAUUGAGUAUUGCACUGUGUUCUCUGAUGUUAAAAUAGUAUAUAUUCAACUUUGGUUUGAAAAAAUAAACUAAAUUGCAAUUUUACAAGACUAAUUAAAACCAUAUAUUUAGGUUGGGUAUUGAAAUGGUCCGUUUGACUAAAUGGCGCCCUCUUUUGGCAACCCCAAUUGGAU
Molecule: messenger RNA, 3778 nt
Organism: Sardina pilchardus (European sardine)
Lineage: Eukaryota; Metazoa; Chordata; Actinopteri; Clupeiformes; Clupeidae
Gene: tox4b
Product: TOX high mobility group box family member 4 b
Exons: 9
Coding region: 56-2113 (685 amino acids)
Biological process (GO): regulation of transcription by RNA polymerase II
Cellular component (GO): nucleus
Molecular function (GO): chromatin DNA binding
Source: RefSeq, a predicted model, not a curated record